AUGGAGAAACAAUCCGAGAAGGAUCCAAUUGAUGCCCAGGGGCCCAAUGAAGAAACGGAUGCCUUUGGUGCAUAUCUGAGGAUCUUUCACUAUGGCUCAUCCAAAGACUAUACAUUGCAAGCCAUUGCAACUGCCUGCGCACUAGGGUCCGGUGUUGGCAUGGCCCUUGUCAAUCUAGUCUUUGGUCAGUUUAUCACACUCAUCACUGACUACACGGCGGGUCAUACGGAUGCUUCGAAGUUCCGAAGUGAAUCUGCGAGACUCAGUCUCUUCUUCUUCGUUAUUGGCCUAUGCCGAUUCUUCCUCACUUACGGAUACAGCACACUCUAUACACUCGCCGCAUACCGGAUCACGCGAAAUAUUCGCCACCGGUACCUGAAAGCAGGCUUGAGCCAGGAAAUUGCUUUCUUUGAUUCCGGUACUAGCGGAUCAAUUGCGAUGCAAGCUACUUCGAAUGGACGACUAGUACAGGCUGGAAUAUCGGAAAAACUGGGGCUGAUUGUCCAGGGCCUGUCCGCUUUUAUAUCGGCCUUCGUGCUAGCAUUUGUCACUCAAUGGAAGUUGACUCUCAUUUGCUGCUGCAUUGCCCCAUCAAUGCUUCUAGCUGUGGGUAUCAGCUCCACAUUUGAAGCUUCAAUUGAAGCAAAAAUCCUCAAAGUUCAGGCCCAAGCUGGAUCUUUUGCAGAGAGCAUCCUGUCAAGCGCUCGGACGGUACAGGCGUUCGGGCUUCGAAAUCAGCUAAUAUGCGACUUUGACAAAUUUUUGCAGGUUUCGAGAAAGCUCGGAAACAAGAAAUCUCCUCUUUUUGGUUGCCUAUUUGCCACGGAGUACACCAUCAUCUUUGCUGGGUUUGGCUUGUGCUUUUGGCAAGGCGUAAAAAUGAUAUCUACCGGGGAGGUGGAGCAAGCUGGGGACAUUUUCAUUGUGCUCAUGUCCGUGAUUGUGGCAGCUAUAAGCUUGACCUCUAUAAUGCCUUAUUUGAUUGACUUUGUCCGCGCAGCCUCCGCGGCGGCAGAGCUAUUCCGGCUGAUGGACCGAAAGUCAAGAAUCGAUCCAUUCGACGACUCCGGAGAAAGACCGACAGACGUGAUGGGAGAUCUCGACUUUAGUGGCAUUUCGUUCGCGUACCCUACACGUCCUGAUGUCAAGGUAUUGGACGACUUCUCACUGCACAUCCCGGCGGGCAAAACAACUGCGCUCGUGGGGGCAAGCGGGUCUGGAAAAAGCACCAUCGUUGGACUGAUUGAACGAUGGUAUGACCCUUUGUCUGGAACGAUCAAGCUUGAUGGCCAGCCAAUAGAACUUUUCAACCUCAAAUGGCUACGUCAGCAGGUUAGGCUUGUUCAACAAGAGCCCAUUUUGUUUGCUGGUACAGUUGCUGAAAACAUCGCGAAUGGCCUUGUGGGUACUCCUUGGGAGAAUGAAUCCCCAAUUGAAAAGCUGGCCCGGAUACAGGAUGCUGCUAAAAUUGCCUUUGCCCACGAUUUCAUCACCCAACUUCCUAGCGGGUAUGAUACCGUUAUUGGAGAGAGAGGCGGGCUACUAUCCGGAGGUCAGAAGCAACGGGUUGCCAUUGCUCGCAGCAUUGUUUCCCAACCACAGAUUCUUCUUCUGGAUGAGGCAACGAGCGCACUUGAUCCCCAUGCCGAGGAAGUCGUCCAACAGGCAUUGAACAAUGUGUCCAAGGGGCGCACUACAAUCACCAUUGCACACAAAUUAGCCACUAUAAGAGAUGCCGAUAAUAUUGUCGUCAUGGAACGUGGCCGUAUUCUCGAGCAAGGUACGCAUAACUCCCUUUUGGAAUCGAAUGGUGCAUACGCACGAUUGGUGCGGGCUCAGGAUUUGUCUGUGGCGACGCAGGACCCCGAAUCUGCCUCGGAUAGCCAGGAUGAAACAGACAAAGAGGAUCAUGUUAUACUUGAUGGUAAAUUGACCCGCCACUCGACUACCACGCGAUCAACUUCGGAGAAGCAGUUGAGUCGGGAUGAUUUUGACAAUUGGAAAAGAUUGGGUCUUCUUCACACAAUCUGGAGAUUGGUGAAAUCCACCCCUGAGGUCAAUUGGGCUUUGACGAUCAUGAUUUUGGCUUGUUUAACAGGAGCUGCUGCAUAUCCCGGUCAAGCUAUUUUGAUGUCCAAACUCAUUGAGGUCUUUCAAUUCACAGGCUCAGCUAUGCGGACAAAAGGGAACUUUUUUGCUCUCAUGUUUUUCAUUCUCGGGCUUGGAUCUUUCGUCGCCUAUUUUAUUAUCGGAUGGACAUCAAAUAUUGUUGCACAGACCAUGAACCACAAAUACCGGAAGCAAGUCGUCAAUGAUAUAAUGAAGCAAGACCUGCAAUUCUUCGAUCGCACCGAGAACACUACGGGGGCACUAACCAGCCGUGCCGACUCUUAUCCACAGGCCGUAUUUGAGCUUAUGGGCUUUAAUGUUGGUCUAAUGCUGGUUGCAACGACUGGUGUAUUAUCAUGCUCCAUCCUGGCAAUGGCAUAUGCAUGGAAACUUGGCCUUGUUGUUGUUUUAGCAGGACUUCCACCCAUGCUCGUUUCCGGUUACGCUCGCAUCCGAAUGGAGGGUGCAAUGGACCACAAGAUUUCGAAGCUAUUCUCGAAGAGCGCAUCCAUUGCCUCAGAGGCCGUGACGGCUAUCCGGACAGUGUCUUCCUUGGCGAUUGAGACAUCGGUUUUGGAGCGAUACACCCAUGAGCUUGACCAAGCAAUUGCCACAUCCACGACGCCAGUGCUUUUCAUCAUGCUCCUUUUCGCAUUCACCCAAACUGUUGAAUACUCUUUUCAGGCUCUCGGUUUCUGGUAUGGAUGCCGACUUGUCUCAUUUGGAGAGCUCAGCAUGGUCAACUUUUUCAUCGGUUUUCUAAGUGUAUUCUUUUCUGGCCAACAAGCUUCAAUACUUUUUGGCUUUUCAAGCAGCAUGACAAAGGCAACAAAUGCUGCCAAUUACAUAUUUUGGCUUGAACAGCUCCAGCCUACAAUUCGAGAGACUGGCGAAAACCGUGAUAUUGGCCCUGGCGACUUUAAAUCUCUCCACUUGGAAAACCUGCAAUUCUCUUACCCAAUGAGACCUCACGCUCGCGUCCUACGUGGCAUCGACCUUCAUAUCAAAAAGGGUCAAUUUGUCGCGUUUGUCGGCGCAUCUGGCUGUGGAAAAAGUACCAUGAUCGGUAUACUCGAACGUUUCUAUGAUCCAGUAGCCGGUCACAUCAGAAUCGAUGCCCACACAUUAGAGAGCAUGAACCCUUGGCUGUAUCGAGCGCAAGUAGCACUUGUACAGCAGGAACCCACCCUCUACCCUGGCACCAUUCGCGAAAACAUCGCCAUGGGGACGCCUACUGGUAGCCCGUCAACGGUUUCUGACAACGACAUUGAGGCUGCGUGUCGGGCUGCCAAUGCGUGGGAAUUUAUCUCUUCUCUGCCCGAUGGCCUUAUGACCCUCUGUGGUGCCAAUGGGACACAGCUCUCUGGCGGGCAGCGCCAACGCAUCGCCAUUGCCAGGGCGUUACUCCGGAAUCCCCGUCUACUCCUACUAGAUGAAGCAACAAGCGCGCUGGACACUCAAUCGGAGAGAAUUGUCCAAGAUGCACUGAAUGAGGCGGCUUCCCAAGGGGAUAGAAUCACGAUCGCGGUUGCUCAUCGCUUGUCAACUAUUCGUCAUGCGGAUAUGAUUUGCGUGUUUGAUGGGGGCAGGAUCGUUGAGUCUGGAACCCAUGAGGAAUUAUUGGUGAAAGGCCAGCUUUAUCCGAAGAUGUGCGAGGCUCAGAACCUAGGCACUUGA
Messenger RNA from Penicillium crustosum, 3786 nucleotides. Its product is annotated as ABC transporter ATP-binding protein. Lineage: Eukaryota; Fungi; Ascomycota; Eurotiomycetes; Eurotiales; Aspergillaceae. The transcript has 9 exons. Gene Ontology annotation, biological process: transmembrane transport. Gene Ontology annotation, molecular function: ATP binding; ATP hydrolysis activity; ABC-type transporter activity. The record is from RefSeq and is a predicted model, not a curated record. Gene Ontology annotation, cellular component: membrane. The coding region runs from base 1 to 3786 and encodes 1261 amino acids.